GGAAAAACACAACAAAGAGAAGGAAAAUGAGAAUCCAAGUGACUCCAAGACUGUGACUAAUUCAAAUAGUUUGUGGAUGCAUAAGGCCAAGAGCCCAAAGCUGUCAGUCAGCAAUGUAUGGACGAUCCAGCAAUAUGAUAAUACAGAGACUGAUCAUGUCAUACAAGGUCAUUCUGAGGUAGGAGAAACACUUGUGAUGACACUCAGUAAUGAUGAUAUGAAUACAUGGACCCAGCUAAAGGCAAAAACAGAUGAAGAGGAUGCAGAGAGAGAGAAACAGAGGCAGAUGGAGGAAAAGAGGAUGAGAGAUGUGGACAACGGAGGAAAGAAAAAAGAGAGAAAAAAGGGGGAGAUGGUAGCACAGAAAGAAAACAAGACACUCAGGAUGAGCAGAGACUUAGAAAUAGUCCAAAUGAUAGAGGAUGAAAGAAAGAAAAAAGAGAUGGAGGAAGCAGCACAGAAGGAGCAAAAAGAGCACGAGAGGAGAAAGAAAGAGAUUGAGGAGAAGAAAGAAGUGAGAGAAAGGAAGGAGAUGAGAAAGACUGUAGAGGUGAUGAACAGGAGGGGGGAGGCUCUGUCAGGAGACAGCAAUGAAAGCGACGGGGCGACUGACUCCGAUGACUUGUGGGAGGAUGAGUUGGAGAGACAGGAAACAGAGAGAAAGAGAGAGGAGAUUGAGAAAUUGAGAGUGGAGACAGAGCAAAAAAGAGAGGAGCAGCAAAGAAGGAUGGAGGAGAUGGAGCGAAAAAGAAAACAUGAAGACCAGAGGCAAAAAGGAAAGGAGAGACAAGAGGGAAGUGAGCAUUCAGGAAAAGAAGAGAAGGAGAAGAUGGAGAAGGAGGAGGAUGAGAAAGUGAAAGAGCCACAGACAAGAGACGAAAGGAACACAGAUAUGAUGCAAGAAAUAGAGGAGGAGACCUCCCAGCUGUGGAAGUCCAUGGGACUAUCCUUUGAAGACACUGAGGAUGGAUCAGAAGAAGACUGGAAUGAAAGUGAGGAAGCCAGUGUAGACCUAGACUUGCUCUUCCUGAAGGACAAUGGAAAUACCGAAAUAGAUAGAGGAAAAGAAAGGAGAUUGGAAGAGGAGAACAAAUCAAGACAGCUAAAAGUGGAGACACAGCGAGAAAUGAAAACUGUGAGACUGAAAGAAGAGGAGAGCAAGAGGAAAGCCAUGAUGGAAAAACUGAAAGAGGACGAAAGGAUGAAGAGAGGGAUGGAAGCAGAAAUGGAGAGAAAGGAACAGGAGGAGAGGCUAAGAGAAAAGGAAAGGGCCAAACUAAGAGAAGAGGAGAGAAAGAAAAAAGAGAUGCAAGAGAAGACAAGGAGAGAGCUGGAGCAGAUAACACAAAGAGAGAGGGAGGAGAAGGGGAAGAAAGCCAAAGUGGCCAAGAAAUUAAUUCAGGCACGUGACAGCGAUGACAUUGACGUAGAGAGCUUGAGUGAUGAAGAUAUGUGGAAGGAUAAGGAGCUCCCAAUGGACCAAAAGAAAAGGCAGACAAAAGACGAAAAGGAACAUGCAUGGCUACAGGAAAAACACAACAAAGAGAAGGAGGAUGAGAAUCCAAGUGACUCCAAGACUGUGACUAAUUCAAAUAGUUUGUGGAUGCAUGAGGCCAAGAGCCCAAAGCUGUCAGUCAGCAAUGUAUGGAAGAUCCAGCAAUUUGAUAAUACAGAGACUGAUCAUGUCAAACAAGAUCAUUCUGAGGUAGGACACACACUUCUGAUGACACUCAGUAAUGAUGAUAUGAAUACAUGGACCCAGCUAAAGGCAAAAACAGAUGAAGAGGAUGCAGAGAGAGAGAAACAGAGGCAGAUGGACGAAAAGAGGAUGAGAGAUGUGGACAACGGAGGAAAGAAAAAAGAGAGAAAAAAGGGGGAGAUGGUAGCACAGAAAGAAAACAAGACACUCAGGAUGAGCGGAGACUUAGAAAUAGUCCAAAAGAUAGAGGAUGAAAGAAAGAAAAAAGAGAUGGAGAAAGCAGCACAGAAGGAGCAAAAAGAGGACGAGAGGAAAAAGAAAGAGAUUGAGGAGAAGAAAGAAGUGAGAGAAAGGGAGGAGAUGAGAAAGACUAAAGAGGUGAUGAACAGGAGGGGGGAGGCUCUGUCAGGAGACAGCGAUGACAGCGACUGGGCGACUGACUCCGAUGACUUGUGGAUGGAUGAGUUGGAGAGACGGGAAACAGAGAGAAAGAGAGAGGAGAUUGAGAAAGUGAGAGUUGAGACAGAGCAAAAAAGAGAAGAACAGGAGAAAAGGAUGGAGGAGAUGAUGAUAGCAGAGAUGGUGAGAAAGAAAGAGGAGAUGGAGAAAGCAACACUGAGGAUGGAUCAGAAGAAGACUGGAAGGAAACUGAGGAGGCCAGUGUAG
Clupea harengus (Atlantic herring) is the source of this 2365-nucleotide messenger RNA. RefSeq names its product trichohyalin-like. The record is from RefSeq and is a predicted model, not a curated record. NCBI's taxonomy places the organism in Eukaryota, Metazoa, Chordata, Actinopteri, Clupeiformes, Clupeidae. The transcript has 3 exons. Bases 77 to 2365 code for a protein of 762 amino acids.